AUGUAUGCCCCUGCGCCGCCACGCAACAAGAAGACAGACAUCACACGCAGUAGAAGUGGCUGCGCUCGAUGCCGCCAGAAACGAAGAAAGUGUGAUGAGGGCAAGCCGAGCUGCAGGCGUUGUGUAUCAGCUAUGGCCGACUGUGAGUAUGGGGCCAUCACAUUGAAGUUUAGAGAAGCGACGCGCUGGGCAGCGCAAAAGGUUGAACUUGGAAAGGCCAUGUCAUCAGCUAUGACAACAAAAACUACGCCUUCGCCACCGCACACCUUGACAGAGAUGGUUCAAGAACACAGGGCGUCCAUUUCAGACGAAAGCAGAGUCUCGCCUGUUUAUCAGCAGGUGUCACCGCCUCGAGACAUCGAAGCAUUCUAUCGAGAUGCACCGCCUGCUUCGUUCUUGGCCGACCAGAACGAUUGUAACCAGAGCUCAGUUGGGGUCCCCGAACUGGGCGCCGAGGCUGAUCCCUCGCCCGUCUCUAUCGCUGCUGUAGAUCCCCCUACGGUCAGUGAGGGUUCCAUGUCCGGAUCUUUGCUGCACUCUUUUUACUCCCCAAAGUGGAGUGGUGUCCCCCUGGGUCAGCUUGGCUUUGAUCUUGCAUCAACCACACCAGGUGCCGACGAUGCUUUAUACCCCAAUCUCCUUGAUUUCCAUGAUAGCCUGGUAGAUACGGGAUUGGAAGAACCUUACUGGAACGACAUUAUGAUGCACAACCCAGUUGGAGACUCGCCAGCAUCACCACUUCAACAACAGUCAACUGAUGCUGAUGUCCGUGGGAAUUGUGAAAUUGAUCCAACAUGUCAGCCUUUGAUAGUUGACCAUCCACAACAACUACCUGACCAGCAACAAUCAUCUCCGUCAGCUGAACGGAAUUACCAAACAUCAAAAGCGAACACAAGCCACGGAAACCGUUUUCUAACUGUCCAGCUGCCAUGGCCAAAAGCUCAGAAGCCGCCCCCUGGAUCAAAGAUCUCUGUGGGCCACAGAAUCUACCUCGCCCAUUUCAAGGUUGCCGUAUUACAGGCUUUCCCCCUCGAGCUACCAUUCUUGUGGGACAUGGUCAUCAAGUCGGAACCCGUCCGUUACGCCGCGUUAUCACUUUCCGCGGCAAAUCUCGCCAACUUACAGGGCCAGCAGCCAGACGACAACGAAUCCGCCUGGGUUGCUAUGCCAGCCCACUCUGCUAGAGCCUCAGACUUCUCCAAACAGACUGUUGAAGCAUUGGAAAGCGGGACAGCCGCAUCUUUGGAUGCUCGGCUUGUAACGAUGAUUCUAGUCGUCUUUUAUGAGCUUGAAGCUAGCUCUUUCAGCAGUGCAUUCCACUCCCUUUCGAUACUGAAUGUCAUGAUCCUCAGCUGCCCCGAGGAUGUCUUACGGUCAACGAACGGCCGCAUCAUCAUUCAGUGGUGGCUCCACCUUCGCACUUUCAUAGCCCAUGCACAGGGUCCAUAUAGCCUCUACGGACCCGAGGAUCCAACCGAGUCAUUGAUCAACCAGUUGGAGGUGAGGGUCGCCGGAGCUCCGCAGAUGAUCGACUUGAUUACGACCAAGGCCACUCGAAUCUGGCAUCGCGUCCUAGUGGCCAAGUGCUUCGAGGCGCCAGGAGACAGGCCAGUUAACACUAUGAGAAAGGUGGAUGACUGGUGGAGGAUCUUGAAGGGGAACCACUUGUGUGAACCUGCACGAGAUGACCAAAGCCGGAUUUUGGGCGAAGAUGAGCUGUGUGAGGAAUUGGACAAGUUGCAAAGGACCUUGGAUGCUUGCGAUGCCCCAAGCGGCUUCCAGUCAAGCAUGCUCGAAGAAGGUCCAGCCUCUCGAGAAAUCAUGCCCCUCCAUUUCCCCAACCACCGCCACGCCAUAGAAGUGGCGGAUUUUGCGUUUGCUCACAUCGUUUGCAGCCAAGGGCGUCUUCGUGCUCUGGUGGAACGCUCAAAAGACCUGCCACGCCAGUUCCCAGACACGACUUUGGCUAUGACGACUACCAUGGACCCAUGGGUUUGCCUCUUAUUACGCACAGUCGCUGGCCUUGAUGUCUCCAAGUGCGCAAGAGAAAACACAUAUAGGAGAGGAAUUGUGAGCUCCCUCUUAUAUACUGGACUUUUCUAUCCUGGCCAGGUCUCGUCAAAGUUCAUCACCGACACCGUCAAACGAAUGAUUGAGGCUCGGAUGGAGUUUGAAAACCCCUUCUACCCUCUCCGUGCAUUUCUAGACUUUCAAAAGUCAUUGCAGCACCAAAUGGCGGGUGGUAGGACCGUAUUCUUUGCUUGUUCAACGCACGAUGAAUGGACAACUAGAGAGACCCUGCUAUCUGGACGGGAAGAAGAGUAUUUAAUGAUUCUUGGUUGCGAACCGGACGGUCGAUACUUUAAUGAUUUGGUCCCUUUGACCCAGACAUAG
This is a messenger RNA of Fusarium keratoplasticum, 2394 nucleotides long. RefSeq lists its product as uncharacterized. Lineage: Eukaryota; Fungi; Ascomycota; Sordariomycetes; Hypocreales; Nectriaceae. Gene Ontology annotation, molecular function: DNA-binding transcription factor activity, RNA polymerase II-specific; zinc ion binding. Bases 1 to 2394 code for a protein of 797 amino acids. Gene Ontology annotation, biological process: regulation of DNA-templated transcription. The record is from RefSeq and is a predicted model, not a curated record. The transcript has 2 exons.